This is a messenger RNA of Manis pentadactyla (Chinese pangolin), 1600 nucleotides long. Its product is annotated as C-C chemokine receptor type 1. The record is from RefSeq and is a predicted model, not a curated record. NCBI's taxonomy places the organism in Eukaryota, Metazoa, Chordata, Mammalia, Pholidota, Manidae. Bases 356 to 1423 code for a protein of 355 amino acids. Gene Ontology annotation, cellular component: cytoplasm; membrane. Gene Ontology annotation, molecular function: chemokine (C-C motif) ligand 7 binding; C-C chemokine receptor activity; chemokine (C-C motif) ligand 5 binding. Gene Ontology annotation, biological process: G protein-coupled receptor signaling pathway; inflammatory response; chemotaxis. The transcript has 2 exons.
UUGCCAGGGAGAAGCACACUGAGUGAGCAGAGAAAAUCCUUCAAGGGAACCCAGCCUUGAGGAACUAGCACUGCUAGGCGUUGUGGCCAUUUGGGCCACUUAACCAUUCAAAAAGAAGAACUUUGCCCCACUCUUGUCAUUCUGAAGGACCGUGAACCCUGAAGUCCUAUAUCUCUCAUCGUACAGGAAGCUGAGUACUUCAUACUCAGUCAGGACCUUGAACCUUAAAUUUGUAAGACUCUAAGGGCUCCAGAAACAAAGACUUCAUAAGACAAAAUCCCUUGAGACCAGAAGACCACUACCUCUAACAGCAACAUACAGAACCCAUUUUCUUUAACUCGUGGGAGAAGCCAGGAUGGAAAUGUCAGCCACCUCACAGGACUAUGCCAUAACCACAGAAUAUAACUACGAGGAUGCAACCCCAUGCCAGAAGGGAGAGGUGAGGGACUUUGGGGCCCAGCUGCUGCCUCCCUUGUACUCUCUGGUAUUCAUCACUGGCCUAGUUGGCAACAUCCUAGUAGUCCUGGUCCUCAUGCAAUACAAGAGACUCAAAAGUAUGACCAACAUCUACCUCUUUAACCUGGCCAUUUCUGACCUGCUCUUCCUCCUCACACUGCCUUUCUGGAUUAACUACAAGCUGAAGGAUAACUGGGUAUUUGGUGAUGGCAUGUGUAAGUUCCUCUCAGGGCUUUACUACAUAGGCUUGUACAGCGAGAUCUUUUUCAUCAUCCUUCUGACCCUCGACAGAUACCUGGCCAUCGUCCACGCCAUAUUCGCCCUGCAAGCCCGGACUGUCAUCUUUGGUAUUGUCACCAGCUUUGCCACCUGGGUCCUGGCCAUCUUGGCUUCCAUCCCAGACUGGCAUUUCUCCAAAACUCAGUGGGAGGUCUCUCAUUAUACCUGCAGUCUUCAUUUCCCCUAUGAAAGCCUAAAAACGUGGAAAAAGUUCCAGGCUCUGAAACUGAACAUCUUGGGACUGGUUUUGCCACUCUUGGUCAUGAUUGUCUGCUACACGGGGAUUUUAAACAUUCUGCUCAGGCGGCCAAGUGAAAAGAAAUCCAAAGCCGUCCGUCUGAUUUUUGUCAUCAUGCUCAUCUUCUUCCUCUUUUGGACUCCCUACAAUCUGUCUAUGCUUGUUCAUGCUUUCCAAGACUCCCUGUUCACCAGGGAGUGUGAGCAGAGCAAGCAGCUGGACCUGGCCUUGCAGGUGACGGAGGUGAUUGCCUACUCGCACUGCUGCAUCAACCCCGUCAUCUACGCCUUCGUCGGUGAGAAGUUCCGCAAGUACCUGCGCCAGCUGUUCCACAGGCUUGUGGCCGUGCACGUGGCUAAGUGGCUCCCCUUCUUCUCCCCGGGAAGGCUGGAGAGGGCCAGCUCCAUGUCCCCUUCCACAGGGGAGCACGAACUGUCUGCUGGGUUCUGACUCAGUCCCCUGGAGGCAGAUCCAGGACCAAAAAGGGUCACCUGCCAGGCACACUGCCCUGAGAGGAGGCACUGUGGCUCUCCUGGCCGGAUUCUGACCCCCUGCCGUGGCGUGGAAUUGCAGCCCCUUGGGGUUGAGGUCGCUUAAAGAUGAUCUAGACUAAAUCACUUCCGGCGG